AUGGAAGCUUACUGUUUUUCAUUAUCCUCCUCACACUCACACUUUUCCCUACACUCCAGACACCAUCCUUCAUCUUUCUCUCUCUCAACCUCCACGCCCAUUUCCUGCUCCCUAAAACCGCCUCCCGACUCCAACAACUCAGCCUCUCCCGCACCCGCCCCCUUCCGCCGUCCCUCUAAACCCCUCAAAAUCAAAACCACAACCACUCCUCCCCCUAACCCUAACCCUAACCAUAAACCCGCACCAAUUUCAAAUCCUCUCAGAAACCCCUUCCAUUCCUCCAAUCCCCUCACUAACAAGCUUUGGCUCACAAGCAAACUAUCUCCUCCACCACCACCGCCACCUCCUCCUCCGCUUCCACGUGAGGCGGAAUCAGAGGCUGAAAUCUCAGAAGAGGAUGUUGAAGACGGUGAAGGUGAAGUAGAAGGCGAGAGCUCCCGGACUGAGUUCCGGCAGCCAGGGAAAAUCUUUGUAGGAAACUUACCAGGGUGGGUGAAGAAACCAAACGUUUCGGAAUUCUUCCGGCAAUUCGGACCGAUAAAAACCGUGAUUUUGAUCAAAGGUCACAAUGACACAGAGAGGAACGUGGGAUUUGGGUUUAUUAUUUAUGAUGGCGAAACUGCAGAGAAUUCAGCCAUGAAGGCUGUGGAAUUCGAUGGUAUUGAGUUCCACGGAAGAGUCUUGACAGUUAAACUUGAUGAUGGGAAGAUGUGGAGGGAGAAAAGACUUGAGAGGGAAAAGUGGUUGCAUGGGAAUGAUGAGAAGGAGUACAGGUCCACAUGGCACGAGGAGAGGGAUGGUUCCCGGAUAGAGUUUCAGAAGGUUAUGGAAACUGCGCCGGAGAAUUGGCAGGAGGUUGUAAGUGCUUUCGAAAGAAUUAAGAAGCCUGCCAGAAAAGAAUAUGGCUUGAUGAUUAAAUAUUAUGCACGACGAGGGGACAUGCAUCAUGCACGUCAAACAUUUGAGAGCAUGCGCGCGAGAGGAAUUGAGCCAUCUUCACAUGUGUACAGCAGUCUUAUUCAUGCUUAUGCAGUUGGUAGAGACAUGGAAGAAGCAUUACAUUGUGUUAAAAAGAUGAAAGAAGAGGGCAUUGAAAUGAGUAUAGUGACGUACAGUAUAAUUGUGGGGGGAUUUGCUAAAGUAGGCAAUGCUGAUGCUGCAGAUAACUGGUUUAAGGAGGCCAAAGAGAGGCUUCCAUCUUUAAAUGCAGUCAUUUAUGGUAGCAUAAUUUAUGCGCACUGUCAAGCUUGCAAAAUGGGUCGAGCUGAAGCCUUGGUGAGGGAAAUGGAAGAACAAGGGAUAGAUGCGCCUAUUGACAUAUAUCAUACCAUGAUGGAUGGUUAUACAAUGGUUGGCAAUGAAGAGAAAUGCUUAAUUGUGUUUGAAAGACUUAAGGAAUGUGGUUUUUCUCCCUCGAUUGUCAGCUAUGGUUGUCUUAUUAAUCUUUACACCAAGAUAGGAAAAAUUUCUAAAGCAUUGGAGAUUAGCAGAGUGAUGAAAACUCUUGGUAUAAAACAUAACAUGAAGACCUACUCUAUGCUGUUCAAUGGGUUCGUGAAAUUGAAAGAUUGGGCCAAUGCAUUCUCCAUAUUUGAAGACAUUACUAAAGAUGGUUUGAAGCCUGAUGUAAUACUUUACAAUAAUAUUGUAAAAGCUUUUUGUGGGAUGGGUAAUAUGGAUCGUGCCAUUUGUAUUGUGAAGAAAAUGCAAAAGGAGAGGCAUAGACCCACAACACGUACCUUUUUGCCCAUUAUACAUGGUUUUGCUAAAAUCGGAGAGACAAGGAGAGCCUUGGAGAUUUUCGAUACGAUGAGAAGGAAUGGCUGCAUUCCUACUGUACACACAUACAAUGCUCUUAUUCUUGGCCUUGUUGAGAAGUGUCAGAUGGAAAAGGCUGUACGAAUAUUGGAUGAAAUGAAUUUAGCUGGUGUUAGCCCAAACGAACACACAUAUACAACUCUUAUGAAAGGUUAUGCUUCGCUGGGUGAUACUGAAAAGGCCUUUCGGUAUUUCACAAUAUUGAAGAAUGAUGGCCUGGAGAUUGAUGUAUAUACUUAUGAGGCAUUGUUGAAGGCAUGCUGUAAGUCUGGCCGAAUGCAAAGUGCCCUAGCUGUCACAAAAGAAAUGAGUGCAAAGAAGAUUCCAAGAAACACCUUUGUCUACAACAUUCUAAUUGAUGGUUGGGCUCGGAGAGGUGAUGUUUGGGAAGCUGCGGACCUGAUGCAACAGAUGAGAAAGGAAGGUGUUCAACCGGAUAUUCAUACCUACACUUCUUAUAUAAAUGCUUGUUGUAAAGCUGGGGAUAUGCUGAAUGCAGCAAAGAUUAUUGAAGAAAUGGAAGUGCGUGGUAUAAAACCAAACCUCAAAACCUACACCACUCUUAUACAUGGUUGGGCACGUGCUGCUUUUCCAGAGAAGGCUUUGAAGUGUUUUGAAGAGAUGAAAGUGGCUGGAUUGAAACCAGACAAAGCAGUGUAUCAUUGUCUUAUGACAUCUUUGCUAUCCAGAGCUACCGUUACUCAAUCGUAUGUUUAUAGUGGACUCUUGUCUAUAUGUAUAGAGAUGAUAGAAUCUGAGAUUACUAUUGACAUGGGAACUGCAGUCCACUGGUCGAGAUAUUUGCGCAAAAUUGAAAGAACUGGAGAACUGACUGAAGCCCUACAAAAGACAUUUCCUCCUGAUUGGACCUCGCAUAAUAUUCUUGCUGCCAACUAUGAAAUAGGAAGUGCUAAUCCUGAAAUUGAUGAUCAGGGUGAUGAUGAUAUUGUUUAUUAUCCCAGUGAAAGUGACGAUGAUGAGUGCACUCAUGAUGGAGAUCAUGGUAAUGAUACAUGUGAUGAUUUUUAA
Messenger RNA from Lathyrus sativus (Indian pea), 2847 nucleotides. The record is from the annotation of a GenBank genome assembly. NCBI's taxonomy places the organism in Eukaryota, Viridiplantae, Streptophyta, Magnoliopsida, Fabales, Fabaceae.